This is a messenger RNA of Clonostachys rhizophaga, 579 nucleotides long. Lineage: Eukaryota; Fungi; Ascomycota; Sordariomycetes; Hypocreales; Bionectriaceae. The record is from the annotation of a GenBank genome assembly.
AUGGCUCUCGAAACAGUGGCUCUCGACCAUCUUCCUGCGUCGCAAACCGUCCACAUCGCAUACUUCCGCAAUGUGCGCAACGCUGCCUUCCUCCACAGCCAGCUCCUAGCUCGCAAUCCCGAUUUCGAAUAUGGCUUCGUCGAUGCCUCCAUCAUUGUCUCCCGACUUCACCUUCUCUCCGCCGUCUUCCGAGCCGCGACCACAGCAUCAACCAACUCCCUGAUUACGCCCAACGUCCACUCCGAGAUCAUCAUUUCAUUAAGCCCCUCAAACAACAUCUCUGAGGCAUACCGCCGCUACGGAAUAUCCCCCUCGACCAAAGACCUCCUCGUUGUCAAGAUCAGCGGCCCCGGAGGCCCCUCCCACGACGACAUCGCAAAGCACCUAAACCAGCACGUCGAGGGCGACCAGCUCCCCGUCACCGACGAGAACAUCGCCCCGGCCACCGACAACUCCAAGGUGGCCAAGUACUACAAGCUGAACGGGCUCAGCUGGCUCGACGCUAUCAAAGACCAGCCGCAGAAGCGCAAAGAGGUGGAAACUCUCGUGGUGGGCACAUUAGCUGUACGGGGUAUUUAA